CUAGAUGGCCCCCCAGCCUCGAAUUCACGUCACCGUCUCCGUGGCUCUCCUAGUCCAGCCCGUCAUCUCAUCACAGGACAUCCAGCUAGCAGAAUAGGGCGACCCACGACACCUCAAAGGCGUCCGCUGCCGGUUCCACGAGGCCCCAGUGCAUUGACACGAAGACCACCUCUUCCGCCGACGAUCAGCUCACGUAGUCAGAGUCUAGAUGGUCUGUUGGACAUGGCAGGAUGUGAGGAAGCUAAUGGAGAACAAUCGACAAGCGAGAGAGCAGCUUCUGAAGUUCCCGACACCGCUCAGAGAAGAGCCAGGGGCGCUGAGACCGAUCGGACAAACAGAAUAUCUCGAAGCUUGGAAGAUCUUCUUGACGAGAAACCAGGCAGCAAGCCUGAGACUGUGGUUGAAGAUGGGAAUUGCAGCAGGAGUCUUGAGAGCCUCCUCCAGGAUCCACCAGAGAGUCCUACCCCUGCCAGUCCCUCGCCAGGGGAGAAGUUCUGCGAGAGUGAAACAAUGGUGGUGGACAACACUUUGAAAAGCAACGAUGACACGGCCUACAACUCCGAAGAGGACAAGUCCUCAACAUCCAGUCGGCAGGGAUCCAUUUCGUCGGAACCGAACAAGAAAACGUUCAUAAACCGCCUGGGGCGGCGCAUGAAGAGCUUGAUCAAGAAGUAGGCCCGACUUGGAGGAGUAUAGUUCUAUAUACCCCUCGUCGAAGUCCCUGGACCACGCGAUGACAGUAUUAGGACCCAUCAGGCUCUUAAGGUGAUGCAAUGGACCUCAUGCCAUUCCCUGCCUUUCAUCAGGAUAUGCUAAUGCUAAUUGAAGUCAAAGAGAUGUGACGUACCUGUAAAUGAUUUUGUGAUUACUCGAUGUGAGCAGCUUAUCGUGUUAGAAUUUUAACCCACACAAUUCUUUUAAUGUCUUUAGAAUUAAUUCAGAGGAGCGCAUAAAUGACUCACUUUUGCACAUACAUUAAUUUUCUCUGCCCAUGAAGGUCUGCCCUUGUGGGUUUUUAUAUGUAGUGUCAACAACUUAUUUAACCAAUAUAACGUACAUAUAAUGCAGGACGUGUAGCCUUAAAUAUACUUAAUAUAUUUCACAAAUCCUAUUUUAUGAACAUUUGUAUUUCCCAACUAUGCUAUAGUAUUACAUUACAGUGCUACAUAAAUCACUUAAGAAAGAUAAUUUCAUGUAGAAUUUAUUGUUCUUUUCGUAAAUAAAGAAUGACGUCGAAAGGUUUUGCAAAACUA
This is a messenger RNA of Phlebotomus argentipes, 1253 nucleotides long. RefSeq names its product bromodomain-containing protein 4A-like. Lineage: Eukaryota; Metazoa; Arthropoda; Insecta; Diptera; Psychodidae. The transcript has a single exon. The annotation marks the transcript as partial. The record is from RefSeq and is a predicted model, not a curated record.